CUCUCUCUCUCUCUCUCUCAGUGUGUGUGAGUGCCUGAGUGGUGGCGUAGCUAGGGUUUCGCUCGGAAUCCGGUCGGGGCCUCGCCGAAUUGGCGGCGAUCUGGAGCUCGGCUCGGCGGCGCGCCUGAUCCGGACACUCGCGGGGAGGAGAUGAAGUCGUCGCUGCGGAAGCUGCGGGGCUUCGCGCUGCAGCGCCACGAGCAGCGGGUGGACCGCCACCGCGGCGGCGUCCAGUCCCCUGCUGCCGCCGCGGCGAACGAGCUCCUCGCCGCCGCUCAGGAUAUGUCAGAUAUGAAGAGCUGUUAUGACAAUCUGCUUGCUGUUGCAGCAGCGAUUGCAAAUAGUGCAUAUGAGUUCUCAGAAGCACUUCAGGAAAUGGGGACUUGUUUACUUAAAAGAGUCACACCAAACAAAGAUGGUAUCAAUGAUAAAGUUUUGCUGUUGCUCGGAAAGGCUCAGUUUGAACUGCGAAAACUUGUAGAUAGUUAUCGUGUGCAUGUUCUUAAUACCAUUACCACUCCAUCACUGUCCCUACUUAAUGAACUUCAAACUGUAGAGGAAAUGAAGCACCAGUGUGAUGAAAAAAGAGAAUUGUUCGAAUUCCUGCUAAAUGCGCAGAAAGAAAAGGGAAGAUCUAAGAAUGCCAAAGAUACUGGUGCAUCAGAGCAAUUGAAGCAAGCCCAGGAAGAUUACCAAGAAGAAGCAACUCUUUUUCUAUUCCGUUUAAAGUCACUGAAGCAAGGACAGUUCAGAAGUCUUUUCACACAAGCUGCUCGGCACCAUGCUGCUCAGCUAAAUUUAUUCAGAAAGGGGCUCAAAUCUCUUGAGGCUGUAGAGCCACAUGUUAGGCUGGCUGCUGAGCAGCAACACAUUGAUCAUCAAUUCAGUGCACUUGAUGAGGAGGAUUACUCUGUGGAUGAUGAAAAUGAUGAUGAUUACAACGACAGUCAUGAAGAGUUAUCCUUUGAUUAUGGAGAAAAUAAGGAAGGCACAGAAGCUGGUCAUACUUCCAGAAGCCCUACAGAGGAACUUUUGGAUAGAAGCAAAGCAGAGCAUCUUUCUUUUCCUGGUGAAAGACAGAGAUCUGGAAGUCAGUCAGCUCCACUUUUUCCUGAAAAAAAACUUGAGGCGGCAGAGAGAAUAAAAGAGUUGCGGCGUUCUGCGACAAGGAAACUAAAUACUUAUGUUUUGCCUACUCCAAAUGAUGUUAGAGACACAUCUCAGACAGUUACAGGACAUCCUACUACUGGAUCUCCUCUUGGAAACAAAGGUGCAUUCCAUUCAUCUCCACUCCAGCCAAGUGCAAAUGUGGGAGAUUUGAGAGACAACAAGCUACCAAGUCCUGCCAGAUUAUCUAAUGCUCAUUCAGUGCUGAAAGAGAGCAAUACCAAUACUGCAGACACAAAGACAAUGCUAGUGGUCCCAUUGGGUGAUCUGACUUUACCCAGUUAUCUUGACUUGAAGACAUCUGACAACAAAAAGGUGAAGAGAGAAUCCUUUUCUGUUCCUAUUGCUCCAAGGUCAAGGUCAACAGAGAAUAUUGAUGUCGUUUCUGUACCGCCUAGGCACAGCUCUUCACAUCAGCCGUCAAUACAUGUCAGAGUUUCUCCCAGUACCUCACCACCACUAUUGUCCUCACCCAAAAUCAAGGAGCUUCAUGAGCUUCCUCGACCACCUGCUAAUGCAUCAAAACAUACAACCUUUUCCAGUUUAGUUGCUCACUCUGCCCCAUUGGUACCAAAUUCUGCGCCUUUGGCACCAAGAGGCCAGGAUCAUUUUAGGCCAAGGCAAACACCACCAAGCGCUCCACAGACCGCGUCGCCUUUACCAACUCCACCUGGUCCUAUAUCACGCAGUUUUUCAAUACCUUCUAGGGGCAUGAGAACAUCAGGUAUUUCAGAUGGUAAAGAGACAGAAGAUCUUCAGGAUAAAGGGCCUGCCAGAAUGAGCCUUUCUAGUCUUCCUUCUGCACAAACAUCGUUGGAAGAUCGGCCAUUGUCAGGAGCUACUGAAUCAGUUAGCAAAACAUAGGAAUAUUUGGUGUUGAGGUGAAAUUUUAUUACGUACCAAGGGUUUCAGCUAUCUCCCCAUGGAAGGAUAUUGUACAUAUUAGUAUGUGAACUCAGCCAAUAUUGCAAAGUAGUUGGUGUUUCGUUUGCAUUCCCCUAUGGUUAAGAUGUAAUUGUGCAAAUAACGAGUUGUGGAAUAAAAUCUCCAUUUUUUCUCCCUGAUUGAUUGAUGUAAGAUUUGUUCGUUUUGCCCUUGAGAUGACUUGAAUGCUACCUGUUUUCCGCUGCUUAUGUAAGCACUCUCCAUCUUGAUUUUUAACAGAUGGGCCUCAAUUUUGC
Oryza brachyantha (malo sina) is the source of this 2348-nucleotide messenger RNA. RefSeq lists its product as uncharacterized. Bases 151 to 2031 code for a protein of 626 amino acids. The record is from RefSeq and is a predicted model, not a curated record. The transcript is spliced from 10 exons. Lineage: Eukaryota; Viridiplantae; Streptophyta; Magnoliopsida; Poales; Poaceae.